AUGGGUUGCUGCAAUACAACAGCAGCAACGCAGCAGCAGCAGCAGCACUGCAGCAGCACUGCAGCAGCAGCAGCACUGCAGCAGCAGCAGCAGUACGGCAGCAGCACUGCAGCAGCACUGCAGCAGCACUGCAGCAGCACUGCAGCAGCACUGCAGCAGCACUGCAGCAGCAAUGCAGCAGCACUGCAGCAGCAGCGCAGCAGCACUGCAGCAGCAAUAGAGCAGCAGCAGCAGCAGCACUACAGCAGCAGCAGCAGCAGCACAGCACGAGGUGUAUGUACAGCUGAGUAG
This is a messenger RNA of Eimeria mitis, 291 nucleotides long. RefSeq lists its product as uncharacterized. The record is from RefSeq and is a predicted model, not a curated record. Bases 1 to 291 code for a protein of 96 amino acids. The transcript has a single exon. NCBI's taxonomy places the organism in Eukaryota, Apicomplexa, Conoidasida, Eucoccidiorida, Eimeriidae.